AUGGUCUUAGGACUCCUGACAGCAAUAGCAGCAUGCCCCGCCAUCAUCGGCACCACGGAAGCAGUCCGCUCAGGGCAGAACAAGAAUGCCAAAGAGAAGCAUCGCGGACAGAAGACGAAUCUAAUUGCGUCGUGCGUGAAGACGUCGUCGCAAAGCGCGCAGAUCAAUGGAGGCAUGGUGGUGCUGAAAAACCACAAGCUCUACAUCCAAAUAGCCCAGGACCUCGACGUCCCCCUCGAAGACGACCUGGAAUUCGAAGAACCCGCCGGCCACCCCUUCACAGGCUACUACCUCCCUCACCCCCAACACAACUGGGGCUGGCAAGGCGAAGGCCUCGUCUCCACCAUCGGCCCCGGGCCCCCGCAACUCAAUUGGAUCUACGUGGACAAGGACACCAACGAGGUGAAAUACGGGAACAAGAUCGAAGUCGGAGACCACGUCGUGGGACCCUGGAAUUGCACCAAGAUCGACCGGAGGGUGACGUUUGAAGGCUGGGAGGGCUUCUUGGCGGUGAAGGAGAAGCCGGAUACGUGGGCGCUGUAUUUCGAUCGGGAGGAUGAUGGCUUGAAGGGCAAGGUCAGUAAGAGGAGGGUGCUGGAGGUGGAAUUGACGAGGAAGGAGAUGAAGAAGGGGAAGGAGGACGCGGGGGUUAAGGGUGCUUGA
This is a messenger RNA of Letharia columbiana, 663 nucleotides long. RefSeq lists its product as uncharacterized. The record is from RefSeq and is a predicted model, not a curated record. The coding region runs from base 1 to 663 and encodes 220 amino acids. Lineage: Eukaryota; Fungi; Ascomycota; Lecanoromycetes; Lecanorales; Parmeliaceae. The transcript is spliced from 2 exons.